Molecule: messenger RNA, 1701 nt
Organism: Anguilla rostrata (American eel)
Lineage: Eukaryota; Metazoa; Chordata; Actinopteri; Anguilliformes; Anguillidae
Gene: abtb1
Product: ankyrin repeat and BTB (POZ) domain containing 1
Exons: 12
Coding region: 214-1647 (477 amino acids)
Cellular component (GO): ubiquitin ligase complex; cytoplasm
Molecular function (GO): protein binding
Source: RefSeq, a predicted model, not a curated record
AGGAACUUCCUUAUAGAGACAACUCUGACGAUCCGAGCUGUUGUUGUUUCUUUGCGCUGCACCGAAGACUUGCAAAUAACAGCAAGACAGCUAGUUAUUCAACUAGCCACUGCAAUAAAAACAAGCAAUUCCGUUUCAUAACGGACUGAAUUUGUACCUGUCAGACGGGCAGGCCGUUUCAAUGCAUUUCAGAGAUCUGAAAUUACUGUGGAGAUGGACGCUUACGAUUUGUUUACAAGCUGCAGGAAGGGCGACGUUUCUAGAGUGAGGUACCUGGUUGAGCAGAGAGAUGUGGAGCUUAACGUUAGAGACAAAUGGGACAGUACCCCUCUGUAUUACGCCUGUCUAUGUGGGCACGAGGACCUGGUGCAGUACCUGCUGGCCAAUGGAGCGAAGUGUGAGGUGAACACGUUCGACGGGGAGCGCUGUCUCUACGGCGCCCUCAGCGACCAGAUCCGCCGGCUGCUGAAGGAGUACAAGCGAAUCACGGCCAAGGCCAUGCAGCGCGACUAUUACGACCACUUCCUGCAGAGUUUGCUGGAGCAGGGCGUGUUCAGUGACGUGGUGUUCCUGGUGCACGGGGAGUCCUUCAGCACGCACCGCUGCAUCCUCAGCGCCCGCUCAGAGUACUUCAGCGACAUGUUCCAGACCAAGUGGAAGGGCAAGAGCAUCAUCGCACUCAAACACCCACUAAUAAACCCAGCUGCUUUUGGUGCCAUCCUGCAGUAUUUAUACACAGGCAGGUGUGACAUUGAUUUGAGCUACGUGGAGGACUGCAGGAGGCUGGCCAAGCAGUGCAAGCUGAGCGACCUCAUCGAGGAGCUGGAAACCAAGAGCAAGCAGGCGCACGAGUUCGUGACCUCCAAACCGGGGACGUGUGUGAAGGUCCUCACUUUGGAGCCGCAGAGCAACCGGCAGGUCCAGGAGGAGAUGGCCAUCCUGGCGGACUGCAGCCUCCCCGCUGAGCUCCGGGUGGGCUUCGGUGAACUCCCCUUUGACAGAACUGACAACUUCCCCAGUUACCCUGACAUCUGCUUCCGGGUCGAAGGUUAUAAGUUCCUGUGUCAUAAGGUCUUCUUCUGCGGGCGCAGUGACUAUUUCCGGGCGCUGCUGGAGGACCAUUUCAGCGAGGGGGAGACCCUGCAGUCCCAGCCCUGCACCCCCGUCCUGACACUGCACAACCUGCCCUACGACAUCUUCAUCCGUGUGCUCUACUACAUCUACAGCGACGACACCGAGCUGUCGGAGGAGAACGUGCAGGACGUCCUGUACGUGGCGGACAUGUACCUGCUCCCUGGGCUGAAGCGCCUGUGUGGGAAGGCCCUGGCGCUGACGCUGUGCGAGGAGAACGUGCUGCUGCUGUGGAGGACCGCGCGGCUGUACCGCCUGUCCCGCCUGGAGGACCAGUGCACCGAGCUGAUGGCCCGCAUCAUCGACAGGCUGGUGGAGCAGCCGGAGUUUGCGCAGGUGGUCCAGGAGGACGCGCAGGCGGUGGAGGACAGGCAGGAGACGGACUCCAUCCCGCUGGUGGACGACAUCCGCUUCCACAUCACCAGCAACGUGCAGACCUACAGCGCCAUCGAGGAGGCACAGCAGCGCCUGGACAUGCUGGAGCAGCUCCUCAUCAGCAUCGGCCUGGAGUGCUGAGGGAGAGAGAGAGACACGGGGAGGAAGAGCGGAGAGGAGAGAGAGCGAGAGAUG